ACAAAUUACAAAUUCACAUUUUAGAAAAGUUAACGUAAGCAGAUAAUAAAAUUCCUAGUAAAAAUUAAAAGAAAAAAAAUGUCAUAUAAGAAAUUGCUGUUUGUCUGCUUGGGCAACUCAUGCAGCUCGCCCUUGGCGGAGGCAAUUAUGCAGAAUUUAAUGGUGAAGACAAGUCUCUACUGGGAAGUGGACAGCGCUGGUUUACGUACUUGGAACAUUGGACGCAGGCCACACAAACGUUGUUUGCGCAUUUUACGAGAGCACGGUCUACGCUCGGAUCACAUCUGUCGACAGUUUACCAAUCAAGACUUUCGUUAUUUUGAUUAUAUUGUGGCCAUGGAUGAACAUGUGUACAAGGAGUUGCUUUUAUGGCCUGGAUUUAAUCGUGGCGACGGUCCGCACGAUUGUGACAAAAUUCUUUUAUUGAGUGCAUUUGGGCAGAAGGGAGAGAACGCCCGGAUUAAUGAACUCUCGCCCAUAGUGAAAUUAAAGAAUUUUCGCACUGCAUAUUAUCAGAUCAAGGAGUGUUGCAAGGAGCUCAUACUCAGCCAGCGGGUGAAUAUUGUGCAAUACGAGCUGCCCAGCUCUGAGGAGGAUGAGCCAGAUGAGGUGGAGGAGGAGCAUGGGCAGCAUGAGAUUAGCCUUGAGGAAAGUCAACUAAGGCUAUUGCCAGUGCAAGACAAAGAACUGGACACAAAUGCAACCCAGGGAAGGCAGAGAAAACUUUGUCAGAAUUGUAAAGAAAAAUUUAUGGCAGCUCUGUGAGGAGAAAGAAUCAUAGCCCAUUUGUGUGUUUUAAGAUCGAUAAUUAUUGUGGAAUUUAUGUACUUAUAAAUACCAUGUAGUAAAAUAGACUUUUAUCUGGCAUCUCGUCAGUGGGCAUUAGCAUGACCCCCCUUAA
Drosophila willistoni is the source of this 901-nucleotide messenger RNA. Its product is annotated as low molecular weight phosphotyrosine protein phosphatase 1. Gene Ontology annotation, molecular function: protein tyrosine phosphatase activity. The transcript is spliced from 3 exons. Gene Ontology annotation, biological process: protein dephosphorylation. The coding region runs from base 79 to 765 and encodes 228 amino acids. NCBI's taxonomy places the organism in Eukaryota, Metazoa, Arthropoda, Insecta, Diptera, Drosophilidae. The record is from RefSeq and is a predicted model, not a curated record.